AUGUCCAAGAAGGGUUCGUCCAGCACGACAGAGAGCCCUGUGUCCCCAGUUUUCACGUCACCAUUCCAAACACGAUCCAACGAUAAUCCGGAUUUCUCCCCUCGACCAGGAAGUGGCAGCCGCCGUCUUCAGCACAAAAGCUCUACGGCCACCCAUUCCACCGGGCCCUUGGAUCGCGUCAUCACCUUCAGCUCGGGCUCCCCUAGCCUACGAUCGAAACGAAGCGAUAUUUCAUCCCCUUCUAGCAACAACCAUCCGUCUCAGAAGGUGCAGUAUGCCAUUCCUGAACAGCAUUAUACUACCAUUAGGCCCGGCGAUAUUGUAUCGUCGGGCCCAGAUGGAGACUAUCAGGGUCAGUUCAUCGAUGGAUGGACCUCCGCCCAGGGAAGGUCAUCCAUGAUCAGCUCUCCCUCCCGAGGCAGAGAUAGCAUGAGCUCACAAGGCCGGCAGCUUUCUAUCCUCGAUGAAGCGUCUCCUCCAUGCCCUGGAGAGACCAUUUUGGACAGAGCCUUUCAGCUGGGACACAUCCCCGGUGCCGGAUCCUAUGUUCCCGGUCAGGAAAAGCUCAGCUCCAUUGCGAGGUUUGAUGCCCUAAUGCGUGAUGCCGAGGAGAAGCGGCGAAAGCGGGACACUAUAACCAUGACAAGUGCGUUUGAUCAUGGCGAUACCUCGGAUGACAAUGGGCUAGACCCUGCCUCAGACGAUUCUGACUCUGAGAGCAACGGCCACUCCCAGAAACAGCACCAGAAUGAGCAACAUGGCGCACCACUCAUGUCGCCUUCUGCUCAGCGGGCCUUGGCGUACAUCACAGGCCGCCACGAUGGCGGUACUCUGAACCCAAAGUCUCAUCGCCCGGGCAUGUCGAGGAACCAUCUCAGUUUUCAUGCAGAUUCCGCUCGAACAUCCACUAUUAUCGCGCCACCCUCGCGCCCACACACGGCCCACGCCAAGAGCAGGCCCAAAGCCUCUCGAGCACAAACCACACCUCAUCCGAUACCCACAGCCACAGCAGCACCGGAUUUACCCUCGUCCGCGAAGGGCCAGGACAGUGGACACCACCGUUCUAGCACAAUGGCAGAAAAGCGACACUCCAACUCGAGUGCCAAAAGGUUGAGUUUCACCGAGUUUGCCAAGAGGUUAUCUAGCACCAGCAGCUUACUGCUCGUCCAGACGAACGCGAGCGGAGGGAGCAGCCAUGUCAGCAGCGAGGUCGACACCCAGCCGUGCUCGUCCGCACCGCGCACCAACCUUACCCUCCGCGGGACAGGACCUCUUCCACCGCGACCUAGGGACCGCGAGGACCAGGACAGACGGUGCGGAUGGCGAAGUAGCGUUGGCAUGGUAGGGACCGAAGGAGGCUUUGUAUAG
Metarhizium acridum CQMa 102 is the source of this 1368-nucleotide messenger RNA. RefSeq lists its product as uncharacterized. NCBI's taxonomy places the organism in Eukaryota, Fungi, Ascomycota, Sordariomycetes, Hypocreales, Clavicipitaceae. The record is from RefSeq and is a predicted model, not a curated record.